Heteronotia binoei (common prickly gecko) is the source of this 2028-nucleotide messenger RNA. RefSeq names its product spexin hormone (gene SPX). The transcript is spliced from 7 exons. The coding region runs from base 219 to 569 and encodes 116 amino acids. The record is from RefSeq and is a predicted model, not a curated record. Gene Ontology annotation, biological process: positive regulation of gastro-intestinal system smooth muscle contraction. Gene Ontology annotation, cellular component: cytoplasm. Lineage: Eukaryota; Metazoa; Chordata; Lepidosauria; Squamata; Gekkonidae. Gene Ontology annotation, molecular function: neuropeptide hormone activity.
GCUUUCACCUCUGCAGAUUGCCAGCUUUUCAAAAGAGGAGACGUCAACUGCUUCAUGCCUUCUCAUCCAAGGUUGACAAGAGGUCCCUUCAGAACGCUGGAUUCUGCCUCUGAGGGGCGGGCACCGUUAUGUAGAAGGCUUAAAUAGGGAUUCCUACACGACGGCCACACCAUGUACCUGUAGCUACCAAACGCUUAGCACCAGCAAGAGAGCAGAGGAUGAAGGGGCUCCACCGAGGGACAGCCACAGCUCUGGCCUUGUUGCUCUCAGCUUCUUUCGUCUCUUUCUCCUGGAGCGCUCCUCAGGGUCACUUCCAAAGAAGAAACUGGACUCCCCAGGCCAUGCUGUAUUUAAAAGGCGCACAGGGUCGUCGGUUCAUCUCAGAGGAGAGCCAAAGGAAGGAUCUGUAUGAUAGGUUGCAGCUAGAAACCCGCAGCACAAACACAAACCCUUUAACCCUUCCUGAAGCGGCAGCCUUAUUUCUUUCCUCUCUCCGGAAAGCACAAGAAGAUGGAGACGACACCAAUGAGAAUCCUGGAUACAUCGGGGAUGGCCUAGUAAACUGGUGAAAAGCUGUCAGCGUUGGAUAGAAACGACCCUACAUUAGAUGUACUUGAACAUAUUUUCUUGUCUAUCUAAGAGAAAAACUCAACGAUUCCCAUUUAUCGGCUCAGUCCUUGCACCUCGGCUGCCCCGUUGUGUCUUCUUACCACAACAUACCUGGCAAUUUGAAUGCACUAUGUUAAUGAAUUGCUGCCGUUAGCUUCCAAAGUUAUUUUGCAUACACUUAACUACAGCACUAAACUCACGUCCAUCACAGACAUUUAUGUUCUCUUUGGCUUUGCAAACCUACUGAGGUAAACGACAAAACUUCCCAACCACUGUGCAUGCAUUGGUAGGUAACAGAUCUGGAGGAGUCAGCUGCAAAGUUAGUCUGUUCCUGCAAAAUAGUAAAGAGGCUUGGCUUGGAGAAGUGAUUUAAAAAGAGAAAUGGCUUCUCCAAGCUGGCCGACGGGGUGGUGGGGACUUCGAGAGCCACACAAUAUGAGUGAAAGAGCCACAUGUGGCUCCCGAGUCACAGUUUGGCCACCCCUGCUCUUUACUAUUUUAGUAAGUUCCCAAAGUUUUGAUCUCUGAUAAUAUGAAGCCCAAAGAAACUGCUGCAACAAAAUUAGGCCCAAUCUCCAGUUAGUCUUUUUCCCUCCAAUACUAGGAAGUUUUGGGUGGCUGGGGGCAUAUUUCAGCUACAAACAUACAGCUAUUUUUAAAGCAUAAGUUUAGCUGUUAUCAAGGCUUUUUUGUAGCAGGAACUCCUUUGCAUAUUAGGCCACACCCCCUGAGGUAGCCAAUCCUCCUGGAGCUUACAGUACGCCCUGUAUUAAGAGCCCUGUAAGCUCUUGGCUGCAUCAGGGGUGUGUGGCCUAAUAUGCAAAGGAGUUCCUGGUACAAAAAAGCCCUGGCUGUUACGGUUAAUCCCAAAGAAUCUUGGGAACUGUAGCUGAAUGGGGGUACUGAGAAUUCACUGCUAGAGAUCCCUGUUGUAGAAUUAUAGUUCUCAGAGUGUCCCGAGGUGAACGAAUCCCCUCAGCAACUCUAAAGGCCUGUUUUUACGUGUAUUUGUAACAGAGAUCCGACGUCAUUCUUUCUUGAAAGACAAAAGUGCUGGAAGUGAGCUGCUUAAUUCUUUCUCCACCUUUCCUACGCCCUAGACUCGGUUCUCCUUGUAAUGAUGUUCCCUUUGUGAGAAGCUAGUGGUUUUUCCACAUUUUCAUUUUCUGCACCUCUGUGUUUCCAUUGCUCAGGUUUUUUCUCCUGUUCUGCAUAUGUUUUGCUCCCUCUAGUGGCCACUUCAUUAUUACAUCGCGGUAUAUCUGGUGUAUCUUGCAGAUUUAAACUACAGGUUUUUAAUGCAGGAUAGAAAGUGACGUAAAAUUGAAUCCACUACUAGCGGAAGCAAAAGAGAUAAUAACUAAGCAGAAUUGUAUCUGUUCAGUAAACUGUUCAUUAAAAAUGAUAUUUUACAUAAAA